Messenger RNA from Guyanagaster necrorhizus, 1419 nucleotides. RefSeq names its product PCI-domain-containing protein. Bases 1 to 1419 code for a protein of 472 amino acids. Lineage: Eukaryota; Fungi; Basidiomycota; Agaricomycetes; Agaricales; Physalacriaceae. The record is from RefSeq and is a predicted model, not a curated record. The transcript is spliced from 12 exons.
AUGGAUGACGAUGAUGCCGACUAUAUGCAAGGAAGUGACGACGAGGACUACGGCUUUGACUAUUCCGAUGGAGACGACGCAGACGAGUCAGGCAACGGAGAUGUUGAAAACAUGUACUACAAAGCCAAAUCGAAGAAGGAGGAAAAUCCAGAGAUGGCGCUGAAAGAAUUUAAAGCCAUUGUCGAUCAGGAGUCGGAGAAAGGAGAUUGGGGCUUUAAAGCACUCAAGCAGUCGACAAAGCUUCUCUUUCUCACAUUACGUCGCCCCAAUGAUGCGCUCCAGACGUACACGCAAUUACUGACUUACACCAAGUCUGCUGUUACGCGCAACUACUCAGAGAGGACAAUAAACGGUAUACUGGACUAUGUAGGUGGCGGUAAAGGUGGACCUGUUGAGGUGGAUGUCUUGGAAAAGUUCUAUCAGGCCACCAAGAAGGCACUGGUAGACGCUAAAAACGAGCGUCUGUCAGCUAAAACGAAUCUGAAACUUGCAAAACUGUGGCUUGAUAGGAAAGAGUACAAUCGCUUGUCGAGGCUCAUUCGUGAUCUACAUAUCGCAACAGGUAACGGAGAUGGUGAGGAUCAGUCUCAGCGGGGUACCCAAUUGCUUGAAAUCUAUGCGCUCGAGAUCCAAAUGUACAAUGAAACCCGCAACUUCAAGAAAUUGAAGGAAAUCUACAAUGCCACCAACAACGUCCGUUCUGCCAUUCCCCAUCCCCGCAUUAUGGGUGUUAUCAAGGAAUGCGGCGGGAAGAUGUGGAUGGGAGAGCGGCAAUGGAAUCGAGCCAGUGAAGAUUUCUUCGAGUCAUUCCGAAAUUACGAUGAAGCUGGAUCUCCCCAAAGGAUACAAGUUCUCAAGUAUCUUGUGCUAGCCAACAUGUUGACGGGCAGUGAAGUUAACCCAUUCGACAGUCAGGAGACGAAGCCAUAUAAGAGCGAUCCUCAGAUCAAGGCAAUGACUGAUUUGGUAGACGCAUACCAACGACGUGAAGUGCAUUCUGCCGAGAAGAUUCUCCGAGACAACCGUUCCACAAUCAUGGAAGACUCGUUCAUUCGGUCGUACAUUGGCGAGCUGCUGCGUAGUUUGCGUACCCAGUAUUUGAUUGAUCUCAUCAAGCCCUAUACGCGCUUGGAGCUGUCAUUCCUGGCCAAGCAACUGAAUGUCGAUACCCAGGAAGUUGAAGAAUUGCUGAUUGGCCUUAUUCUUGAAGGGAAAGUGGAAGGUCGAAUUGAUCAAGUUGGAAUGCGUCUGGAACUGGAUCGCAAUUUAGAAAAGAAGCGUUACACCGCCCUGAAACAAUGGACAGAAACCAUUGAGUCCGUGCACAACGCUGUCAUUGGGAAGACGAGCACAGGCGGCAGAGGUGACGUGGGUAGCUUGGGACCAGAUCCAAUGACUAUUCGAGAUGAACGGUGGUGA